UGAAUCUUGAGGUUGAUUGAACUCAAAAUUACUGGCUCAGCCACAUAGUGAAUUUUUGUGGCUUCCAAAGAUUUCAAAGCUGGGGCUCUAUAAACCUAUUGUAUAAAUCAAUAUUUAAAUGUGGAGCCAACUAUAUUCAGAGACAGGGGGAAGGUAAAAUUUUAACAUGUAUAAAAUCCAUUUUUAAGUCAAACUAAACUAUUGGUGACACAUAUAACUGAAUCUAGAUACUCUGCUUGCCAUGAUAUGGAAAUGGAUUGCCACUGCCAUUCCUCAGGAUAUAUGCAGAUUAGAACGUGUGUGUGUGUGUGUGUGUGUGUGUGUGUAGUUUAUGAAUGUAAUUUGCAUGCUUAGGCAAAAAAAUCCUAUAUAAUCUUAAACCCAAAGCCUUUUGCCUCCACCAUGUGUGAAAAACGUAGGCUCCUUGGGAUUAAGGAUAACGUUUCUUAAUACUGCCAUAACAUACAGGUAGGCAAAGGGUUAAUGUAUACUUUUCUAUGUAUAGAUUUACCUGUUGAAUUUGUCUGCCAGUAUUUGUGUAUAGUUUUAUCUGUUGAAUUCCUGCCUGCCAGGAUUUAUGCAUCCGAUAGUUCUUUGUUAUACAAUAUAGAAAAAGGAGGUUAGUCAUUCCCUAUUUCCUAGGUUUCCCUUUUCUCCUGAAAAAGAUCAAGGAAGGAAAGGACUCGGACAUCUUUACAACUCCGGUUUGACGGUCUUGGCAUACUCAAGAGACCACAUUGGUCCCGCCUAGUAACAGUAACUAAGGGCUGCGUAAGAAGGGAUAGGGGUCGCAGAAGAAAGAAUAUAGCGCAUGCGCAUAUUCAGUGAAGCGCCGAGUCUGGAAAGAGAACGAUUGAAUUAGCGGGCCUUUGGGUCAGGACUGUUACCUACCCACCCCUCCCGUGCUUCUGGGAGGAGGAGUGGAGAAUGUAACUGUUACUGGGAUAUCCCAUGCGCCUCUCUGCAGGGGGAGAAGUCAGCCGUAGUCUGCAAACUGGGUGAGUCCAUUGGGAACGGAGGGGAGAUCGUGAAAGGUUCAACAAUAGUAUCAGUUGCUAACAAUAUGCCUACCUUGGACCCGGAACAGCUAUUAAUCAGGGAAAUGAGAGAGGAUGAAGCCCCCAUUGUUUUGGAACUUUUGAAGGAUGGAUUCAAAGAUACAGAAAACCGCUUGAUACUUUAUGUGCUGACACGGCCACUAGCCUUGUUACUGAUGGCAGUUGUGAGCAGUGGACUACGCUUCUUCCUGAACUCCUUUGUGGUGGCCCUUGUGCUGCCAGUACUCCUCACUGUAGUGGCUCUGAAACUUCUACUGUGGCGUUCACCAGACCUUAAACAUUUGCAUGCCUAUUACAGUGCAAGCCAUCGUGGGCUGUGGGUGGCUGUUUAUGAUGAUGAUGAUGUGUGUGGUUGUGUGGCUUUGGAGCCUCUUGAUAGAGAGCCACACACUGCUGAACUCAAGCGCUUGGCUGUCAGCCGAUGGUACCGGCGCUCUGGGGUGGGUCGGUGCCUCCUUCAUUUUCUAGAGGCACAAGCUCGUGCACAGGGCUUCAGAUUCCUGGUGGCCCAGGUCUCCGUGGUGGCUAAAGCUGCUAUUGGUCUCUUUGAGAAUACUGGUUAUAGUGUGAGUGGUGGGCGCCUGUGGUUGGGUUACACUGUUCAACAAGAGUUCAGCAAGGAGCUUUAGAACUGUAUCUACUAGUCUGGCACCAAGCUGUUAGGCAAGGGAGCAUGUUUUUGAACAAAGAAAACACGGAGUUUCAGAAACAGACUGUAGUUAAUGAGGUAUCUCUAGGUCCUAAGCAGUAGUUACUAUUAACAUAGUUUCUGCUUAGAAAACGAAGUAUGACUACAAAGCAAAUCAGGAUAAAGGAUUGUUUGUGUUUUCUUCACAGUCUGGUAUAGCAAUCAAACUCUGUCAUUUGGGAUUUCUGUUCCACAUUAUUCACUGAAGCUCAUUUCCUGUGUCCUCUUUUGGGGUCAGAGUAACUUCACAUUUUAUACAAAAGGAACAGCAAAUUCAAUUGACUGAGAAAAUUUGUGUGUGUGUAUACACACACACACGUACACACACAAACAUAAUACACACAAACCCAGAGGAUAUACCAAAAGUCAGGCCUUCUAGACUAUUACAUAAAUUACAUUGAUUUUUCAACUUGGUUGCUCUUUUUUCUAAACCCUUUCUUACUUGUUUGAUACAUGACUUUUGAACACUACUAAACACAGUAACAUUUUCUUGGCCCC
This is a messenger RNA of Crotalus tigris (Tiger rattlesnake), 2244 nucleotides long. RefSeq names its product N-acetyltransferase 14 (putative) (gene NAT14). The coding region runs from base 1064 to 1687 and encodes 207 amino acids. Lineage: Eukaryota; Metazoa; Chordata; Lepidosauria; Squamata; Viperidae. The record is from RefSeq and is a predicted model, not a curated record. Gene Ontology annotation, molecular function: N-acetyltransferase activity. The transcript is spliced from 3 exons.